ACAACAAAUAAAAGAUGAACGUCGUUUGAGACGAGAAGAUCUUAAGCGGGAAAGGCAACUUAGGAAAGAAGAACAUAUGAAAAAGAUGGAGAGAAAAAUGCGCAGAAAAACUAAAUUUGAAAACAUGACUUGUAAUGCUGAAAAGAUGAACUGUUUCACACAAGAUAAUAAUCACUGGAAAACUCCUCCUUUGUGGACUGAGGGUCCAUUUUGCUUCUGCCAGAAUGCAAAUAAUAACACUUUUUGGUGUUUAAGGACAAUAAAUGAAAGUCAUAAUUUCCUAUAUUGUGAGUUUGUCACUGGAUUCAUCACAUUUUAUGAUCUACGUACCGAUCCAUAUCAGAUGCGGAAUGCUGUUUAUGAACUGGAUUAUGGAACUUUGGAAAUCUUAAGAAUGCAACUAAAUAAACUAAGAAGCUGCAAAGGAGCCAAAGAAUGUACCAUGCGUUUCAGAUAUGAAGGUCCUCGGCAUCAGCAAAGGCAAAGAUCUGCAGCAAGUUCAAGGACUCGAUCUAUCAGGCAUUGGAAGAAUGACCAGCGGUUUGGUGGCCGAAAUAAUCCUCAUUCGUCACACACAGAGAGGCAUUCAAAAUGGAAAUAAUUGUCCCAAAUAUACGUACUUUUGAAGCUCAAAUUUUGAGCUUUUAGUUAAGAAACAUUUACUAUCAAUUAUGCAUUGGGGAUUUUAGAACCUGGGGUACUGAUGAUACAGUGCUUGUUCCCAUAGGUCUGUGAUUUGGACUUGUUUUCCUUUAUGUAGUUAUCUACUGAAACGUUUGAUUUUGCCAUUAGUUCCAAAGUAAAUAUGUAUUUCAUAACAAAUGAAAUAUGUAUUUACUGUCGCAUAGUUCAUCCUCAUUUCUCAUAAUCGCUUGCUUAUAUUGUUUUUAGCAUUUAUUUUGAAUAGGAAGUUAAUUGUUACAAGAAACAAGUAUGUGUAGUAGUAUUAUCUUUGUUAUCAUAAGUUCACAAUUAUUUUGCAUGCUGAUUUUAAUGUACUUGAAACUUUUGUAUCAAUCAAAAUUAUGUUACAGAUAUUUUCCAGUUUUCCUUUAGACAUUAUUUUACUCUGCCUUCAGGCACAUAAUCUGAAUGAUGUAAUUUUUUAUAAGAUAACAUUACAUGGAGUUAUUAAAAUUAUCAGAUUUUUGUCUGUAAAUUGUGCAUGAAACAUUUUACUAAAUUAAAAGAAAAGUAAAAGUUGAUAGGUAGAUGAACUUACAGAAGCUUUUUGCCGGAGUACAAAUCAGAUAAGUUUUUAAUGAAAUUACUAGUGUAUAGAUGUGUGUGUAAUCCAUAUGGUGCUUGAUGUAUGUAUUGUAUAAUAAUUUUUUGUCAAAGUGUAAUAUAUGAAUGUUGUAAUGUUAAUAUACAUAGAUCAUGUCUGAUAAUAUUUCUUGGAGAUUUAGUAUCCGGUGAUGCUAAUAAAACAUUCUGUGUUUGUUCAUGAAAAUUCCAUUUGACUGGCAUUUUAUAUUACUGUUCUGAAAAUCAUAAAAAAUGGUAAAAUUAUUUUUGGCCAAGAAUUAUCAAUCAGUAAUUAAAAUCUUUCAUUUACUGUUUAAUAAUUUCACUGUUUCUGUUUUACAUAUCUUUUUCUGGCAUAAUGUUAUCUGAAGUCAGUGCAAAAAGUCCCAAAUGUCUGCAAAUUUUUGCACCAGCAUUUCUCACACUAUUGUUGCUUCAUGUGAUGUUUCUAAGACUUCCAAUAUAAUUGUGUUUAGAUUUAUUUAAUUUUUUUCCUGAAAUUGGAGUUAGUGAUUUGUAAAUUAAAAUUUGUAAGCCUUAAAAAUUAUUUUAAAUGUUUAUUAGGUCAGCUGUAAAGUAACUAAAAGAAACAGAAUGCUUUUAUAAUUUUAUAAAUUGAAACUUUUAUGAAUGAAGUAAUGGAUGACUUACUUUUUAAUGAAACUUUUAUAAAUUCUUCCAAUUAGCUAUCCAUUAAUACACAAAUGUUAUUUAUAUAUUCAUUCAUGUGCACAUUCAUGUAUCUGAAAAAGGAUUAAAUUACAACUUAGAAAUUUUUUGAUUAUAAAUUAUGUUCAUGAAACACAUUCACACUAUGAUUGAACGUAACUAUAUGAAGAAGGGAUUGAACAAAAUUAUAUAAAUGUAAAAAUACCACUAUGGCUGUACUAAGUGAAAUGUUAUGAUAAUUUUAAUUUAUACUUGUUUUAGCACAGAUUUAACUGAAUAUGGAAAUACUAAAUAAUGGUAAAUAUUUACUCAACUAAACUCAGUCAACUCAAUUACUCAGUCAACUGAAAAAUGAGACUUUUUUCGAACCUUUUAUUAUAUUUUAGUCACAUGAAAAGCUAUUCCAAAGUAAUAUGUUUCAUUCAAUAGCCCGAAAACAUGCACCUGAGUUGGCAUUAUGAAAAUAAUUCAGUAAUAUAAUCCCACAUUUUGAUAAAGGAGAAAAACAUGUCAUAUAGGGGACAAUUCCCUAACUAUGAAACACUAACAUUAUAUUUUUUUUCACAUGAGACAAAUGUGGUAUUAAUAAAUGUGAUUUGGUCUUCAGAGAUAACUUAAUUCAUUAACAGCUACCAAAUGAAUUUUGUUGCUUUAAUUUCAAUAAGUGUUGGAAAAAUAUUCUUGAUGAAAAAUAUUCAGAAAAAUUAGCAGCAUUCUAAUGGUUUAUAUUGACAUUUCUGGCUUGUGAGACCAGCAGUUUGGUUUGAACAUUAUAUGCAUAUUUCCUAGUCACUUGUUUUUCUCAAUCUUUUUCUAGUUGUCUUAAUAUUAUUCCAUCUUUUCCUCUAACUUUUCUGAGUUUUAUUUUUUUUAAUCAAAUAAUAGUCAUUAUAAUAGUCAAUUAUAAUGUCACCUUAAUAGUUUUCCAGCAUAUUGUAAUUCAUGAAGGUUAAUAAGCCAAAGUUUGAGUCAUACUGUGGCUUUUCAUCAAAGUAUGGGGUGUGAAAACCAUGAACUUGGAGACAAAAGAGAAAAUUUGUAGAGAGAUCUUUUAGAAUUUUUAGAAGCCAGGAAACUGAAGAAAUCCACAUGCCCUCGCUGGUAUUCGAACUGCAGACCUCCCGAAUGUGCUUCCUGUUAAAGCAUACAGCAAGGAGGAAGAAAAUACUUUAUAUGGUCCCCUUUUUAAAGGGCUACUGGGGGUUAGUGGACAGGGUCGGCAAAUCCUAAUAGUAACUAUUUACUGUCCACCGCCGUUUAGUUCGGGCGCCACUUGUAGAGUCAUUCAGAAUUUUUUUUAAAAGUCAGGAAACUGAAAAGUCUGCGAAGCUCUCACCGGGAUUCGAAUUAUGGACCUCUCAAAUACACGUCGAGUGUGCUUCUACUUCCACCAUGAAGGCAUGUGGAAAGGAGAGAGGAAAUACCUUAUAAACUUUGUGUAUAGUACAGAUAAUCACUUUAGUAUGACAACUAUCCCCCUCUAAUACUUUUAAAAUGCUCAAAAAGUCUACCCAUUUUCUAUCUUUCUUUUUCUUUUUAUUAUUUAUUUAUUUAUAAAUAUUUAUGAAUCAAGAAUUACCUUUACUAUUUUUCAUUAUUUGAAGUUUGAUGCAUAACAUUCGUAAAGGCAUCUAUCUAUCAUUCUGAUGUAAUGGUGCAGUUCAGAAAUUGUCAAAAAUAUUUAGUUUUCUAAAAAAUACUUCCAUUGAAUGUGGUAUAAAUUUGUACACUGAUUAUAAAGAACAAAAUUAUCAAAACUAUUCUGUAUGAAUCUUAGAUGUUAAACAUGAGGAAAACCACCUAGUAUAUUAAGUGAGUGAAUACUAAAUAAUCAAAAUUAUUACUUUUCAUUUAUUUAUUAAAUAAAAAUGGCAUUUCUGUGGCUAUUAAAAGUUUUUGCUAGUGCUAAUAUUCUUUAUUAAAUACUUCAAAGAGAGUACCUCUUUGAGGUAUGCAUUCUCCUUAUUUCGCUUAUUUCCUAUUCUGGUAAGAUGGAAAGUACGGCCAGUUGAAGGAAGUAUUAUUGCAAACCUUGUGUAGAAGCGAUUUAAUGAAAUAAAUGCACAGCUGUCUCUUAAAUAAUUAAUAAUUAAUUAUAAUUUCCAUAUGGUAUUAAUUUGCUGUGAAGUAACAUCAUACCAUUUUUUUCCCUUUAUUUGAAUUGGUUAUUUUUAGCAGUAUCUUUAAUUUCUGGAGGAAUAAUUCUUAAUAUAGUAGGCCUGCCUUAAUUGCUUGGCUUAAAAUUGAUGCAGUUAUUAAACUGAAAUCUGCAUGUACUAUCUUUUUAAUUUCAUAAUUUUUAUAUUUUUUAAUUAGUUUUUUAACUUUUAAAAAUUUUAAUGUUAAAUUUCAUUGAGAUGUUAUAUUGUAAACAUAAGUUUUUACACUGCAAUUUUUCAUGUAUUUAUUUUUAUAUUUUCUAUUUUUAAUCGUUAGUUAUAACUUAUGCCACUGUCUCUUAUAAAUGGCAAAAUUUAUGUUAUGUUUAGACAGAAUUUGAGAUUGCACAAAAAAUCAAUUUAAGUUUCAUGUUCUUUAAUAUAAUGGUUAAUGAUGUUAUAAAUAUUUAAGAGCAAGAUGAUUAUCUUUUGUAUACGUACAUUCUGAAAAUUGCAUAUAUGUGUGAAAAAAUUAUGUUUUGUAUUAUUUAAUAUUUAAUACCAAAUAUUGCUGCAAAUUCUGAUUUAUUAUGUUUGUUGUUACAUUCCACUGAUAGCAUUUUAAAUGCUGAAGGUUUCAUCUUUUUGUGCCAAAUGCCAAAGUUAACAAGUUUUUUUGUGAAUAUUGGAGCUUAACCCGUGCUUGUUUCCCUUUGUUAUGGAGACAUCCUAGUUGAAAAAUAUAUCCCAACGUCUUCCCCUGGAUGCUGAUCUGUAUAUGCGUAUAUAUCAGUCAGUACAAAAAUAAUGCACAUAAUAACGCUUCUAAGUACCAUUUAGUCUUCCGUAUAUAUGCUAAAUUAAAAGAUCUUCUAUUUGGAAACAAGCUAUAUUAUCCAUUUUAUCUAUAUUAAAAGCGUACAUUUGUUAUAAAAUAAGAAAUCAUUAACACUCGACUUUUGUUAAGUUUAUAAACUGUAUUUUAAAUGCUAUUUUAUAAUGAUGUUUAUAAAUAAAUUAAUUAAAUUUGCAGUAUGCCUUGAUCUGUUUUUAUAAACUAUAUUUCUGAAAUUCAUUGUGUUAAUGAAAGAAUUAUGUAAUUCUUAAUGUAAGAAAAUAAUUUGUAAUGGUUUUGUGUUAUCUUAAUGAUCUUAAUUUUAUGAAUUCAUAAUUUCAGAUUAUAAUGCAGGGGGAAAGACAUUGUAUUUUAUGAAUAUAAAUAUUCCAUUCCCAAAAUAGUUAUUCUGUAGAAAAUAACAUAAUUUAUGCACUUCAUAUCUUCUAUUCAUAAGACAUACUUAAAAUUUGAAUUUCUACCUUCGAACGUGGAAUUUUUUUAACAUAAAAAAGGUGUACUCAUGUUUCAUACAUUUUUACAUGCACUUAUAAAAACUAUGAAAUUACAAAUUUUAUUUGUUUACAUAUGUAUUUAAAAUAUAUUUGAUUUAAACUUUUAUAUUUCUAUAAAUGUUUCUUGUAUGAUCUUUGCAGAUUUCUUACUGCGUGUUUAAUGCAUGUUUUUGCAUGUGUGUAAUAUCACUCAUUGCAGGUUUAAGUACCAGCAAUAUUUAGAGGAUAAGUUUAGUUGAUUUUCUGUAUACUCUAAAAAGGGUACUUUUCUGUCAUUCUGGCCAGAUUCAGAAAUGUAUAUAUGUAUGCAUGGAUGUAGGUAUAUAUGUAUCUGAAUCUAGAAAUGUAUAUAUGUAUGCAUUAAUGUAGGUAUAUAUGUGUUCAGUACAGAAAAGUAAUAAAAAAGAAAGAAUUUAUCUUAAUUGCUUAAAAGUUAUACAAAGCAGUUUUUAAAUGCUUUGCUUUUAUUAGUUAUUGGUAAUAAAUGUUUACCUGCUUUAAAUUAAGUAGAUUUCGAAUUUUUCUGCAUUCAGACUUUUUAUUUUUCAUUAUAUAGAGAUGAAAUGCAAUUAUUUACUUAGUCUUACAAGAACCCUGGCUUUUGAUAAAAUAUGUAUUAAAAUUUCAAUCCCUCCCCAAGCUUGGCUGAAAUAUUCUAUGAAAUGUAUAAAAUGUGCUGAAUGAAGUUUUUAGCUGACAUUCUGGUGUAUUUUAUCAGUUGCAUAGUAAUUUUGUUUUCAGCUAGAGAGUUCCUUUUUAUUAUUUAUUUAUUUAUUAUUUUUUUAAAGAACUUAUUGCAUAUCAGUUACAUUCUCGGCAUAAUAGAGAGCCCAGUGAACUAUUUCUGCAAUGCAAUCAAUCCAAAAAGAUUUUCUUUUUGAGCCUCUUUAAUUUUAUCAGUUUCUGGGUGUAAUAUCACAAUUGAAGAAAAAUAUAUCUUUGAAGAUGCAUUAUCAAUAUCACAGUGGAUUAAAAUGUCGCCAAAAAUAUUUUCUUUUAUAGCAUUAUAUAACAUUUUGUGGAUAUCACAAUGUAACUUAGUUAUUGUCAUUGUUACGUAUUUGCUUUGAAAUUCGUAUGAAAAGCUUUUAUGUAUAUUUAAAAUAAUUUGAUGAGAAAGUUGACAUAAAGACUUACCAGAAUGUCUUUUGUAAAAUAUUGUGCAGUUACUUCAGGAUUAAGAAGUAAUUCUAUAUUUUAAAAUGCCCAGUUUUUUAAGGUAUAAAUGAGAGAAUGUUUAAUAUACAGUCAAAUCCCGCUAUAGAGAAUACGGCUUAGAACACACUCUCUGGUAUAACGAACGAGCUGUCUGGUUCCAUUAGCUUAGCGUUAUUUUAUAUGGCUAUAACAAACCUCCAAAUGUAUGAAAAAUUUCCCAAAUAAGGAAUUUUGAACAUACUUUAGCUGCAGUUUCUCCCCUACUUUUUUUUUUUUUUUUUUUUUUUUUUUUUUUUUUUUUUUUUUUUUUUUUUUUUUUUUUUUUUUUUUUAUUUUUUUUUUUUUUUUUUUUUUUUUUUUUUUUUUUUUUUUUUGUUUUUUUUUUUUUUGCAUUUUUUUUUUUUUUGUAAGUUUCUGCAAGUUGUAAAACCCUUAAAUAUUAUCCAUAUUUAGGCUCUGUUGCUUUAGGCACUUCAAGGCCGUUGCCAGCCUGUCCCAUUUGUGAUAUUAUGGAUGUCGUCAUCACUACACAGCAUUUAACUUCUCAACCACAUUUGAGACCGAGUUCAAAUCUGAUUUCAUUCGCAAACUUUUCAUGAAGUGAAACACACUAAAUGGCAAUGAAGUGGAACAAAAAAAAUUUGACUCAAAUCAUCUGUUGCAGCUGUCGUUCUCAUGGUUACUAAGCAACUCGGAUGGUGGAAAGAAACUUUUUAAAGUAAUAGACUUUAACAAGAUAGCUCAAAACUCCUUUACAUUAUACUUCUUUUAUUCCCCCCCCCCCCCCACUCUCCAGUUUUCUUUGUAUAUCAGAGAAAGGCUUAUUUGAGGCAGGUGUUUUUGAAAAACCAGACCUUAGUAGAUCAUAUUAUGUCACAAAAAUGAAAUGAAUAUUCAUAUAGUAUAUAUAUAUUAAUGGCUGGGCGUUUUAUUUAAGAGCCUUGGCCACUACAAGGGACGGAAGUGAUGGCCAUUUCACUAUGGAAGUGCUAAAAUGCCACAUUUGCCUCCUAUGAAGGGAUUGACGGUUACAACCAUGCCUUCUCCGGGAUUCGAACCGGGCUCAUGGCUACAGCAGUCAGUGUCACUAAACACUGUACCGGCUGGGCAGCAUUAUUCAUAAUUAUAAACGUAUAUUUUAGAGAAAGAUAUGCAUUUCGAUGAAAGAGAUCUGAAACAUGACUUUAACACUAGGUAAUCAAUCGUGCCAAAUUAUUAUUGUAUGAUGAAACAGAAGUUGAAAUUAAAAUUUAAUAAUUGCUUGUAAUAAUAACUUGAAUAAGUCUUAUUAUGAUUUUUAAAAAAUAGAGCUAUUUUUCACUUCUUUUGGUAGAUGAUGUGACAAUGCUAAUCAAUUCUUUUAUGAGUCAUCAGUCUAUUUUUACAGUCUUUUGUUAGAUAAUUCGUUUUUCUUAUAACGAACCAAAUUUCUGGUACCUUGAAGUCCGUUAUAGCGGGGUUUCAUUGCAAUACAUAUGCAGUGUUAUUGUAAUUAAUAAAAUAUGUUUACAAUGCCAUUAUUAUGUACCUGGUUACAGAAACGUUUUGUGUUUCAUCCGAUUAAUUCUAUGAAGAUUAAAUUAAAUGAUUUACGUUAGUCAAUCAUUUAAUUUUAACAAUGCUAACUGAAAUGUGAUCUUCUUUAACAUUUACUGAGCAACUUUAAAUUUUAUUAAUUUCUUUUAUUUUAAUGCUAUUUUAUUUCUUCAAUGGUGGAUUAAUCUAAAAUUUUCUGUGAGCUGUUUUAAUUGUAUUUAUUUUUUUUUCCUUUUAAGAUAACAUUAGAAUAUAACCAUUAUUGAUUAUUCACAUGCAGGAGAGAAUUAAGUUUUUGUUUUUAUUUUAGUUGAAGAAGUAAAAUUAUCCAAAGUUUAUAAUAUUGAUUUGAUAAUAAUUGAUAAUAUUGAAAUUUUUUGUGAAAUAAAGAAUUGAGUGUUUAUAUUACUUCACAAUAUUAUUUAAGAAAUUCAAAUUUAUUACUUGAAUCAUCAAUACGUGAAUGUGAUUAUUAAAUAUGCAGCUGUAAGAUAGAGGUUUCUUAAUUUAUCAUUUUUUUCUUUGGUAUAAGAGUUUUCUAAGCCGCAAUUUACCAUUGCGAUUUACCAUUUUACCAUUGUACAUUUGCUAAUUUUUAUCGUUUCUCCUGCACCUAUCCACCUUUUGUUAAUAUUUCUUAACUAGUAUCAUGGAUUGUAUUAUUUAUAUAACUAUGUAUAUAAUUUGAAUAAUUUAUGAAGCUGGUAUUGUGUUUUUUAAAUACAGCUUUUCAUAUAGAAUGUGAAAAUAAAUGCUUUGAUGUCA
Messenger RNA from Stegodyphus dumicola, 8825 nucleotides. RefSeq names its product Extracellular sulfatase Sulf1 (gene Sulf1). Gene Ontology annotation, molecular function: N-acetylglucosamine-6-sulfatase activity; glycosaminoglycan binding. The record is from RefSeq and is a predicted model, not a curated record. NCBI's taxonomy places the organism in Eukaryota, Metazoa, Arthropoda, Arachnida, Araneae, Eresidae.